Molecule: messenger RNA, 339 nt
Organism: Stylonychia lemnae
Lineage: Eukaryota; Ciliophora; Spirotrichea; Sporadotrichida; Oxytrichidae
Source: the annotation of a GenBank genome assembly
AUGUUAGGUAAAGCACUUAGAGAUUCAGUUCUUAGAUCUUCUGCCCUCAGAGCAACCUCUGUUUUUCCACAAUUCUCCAUGAGAGCUUUUGCUAGCAAUGCUCCUCUCAAUGAGAAGGAAAAGGGAGACGAGAGAGUCUUCUUCACUAAGAAUGAUGAGAAGGCAUUGAAGGAUUUAAUGAAGAAAAUCCAAAAACAAACUGCCAUUGUGGAGCCAACCAAGGCUGAAGAGGAGAGACAAAAGAAGAAGCUCUCUGACAUUUUUAACGAUCACAAAUUAGAUACUCAGAAACAUCAAGCUCUCUUUGAUGCCCUUCUCGAAUGGAAACGCCACCUUUGA